AAGGGUAGAGUAGGCUAUAGUCAGAUCAUUCGUAUUCCUAUUUUACUUUUGUUGCUGUAAUUGCUGCUUAAAACGAUCAUCAAUCAUGUCAGGUCGAGGAAAGCAGGGAGGUAAAGUGCGAGCUAAAGCAAAGUCUCGCUCCUCGCGGGCUGGGCUGCAGUUUCCUGUGGGCCGUGUGCACCGGCUGCUCCGCAAAGGUAAUUAUGCUGAGCGGGUGGGGGCUGGAGCUCCGGUCUAUAUGGCCGCGGUGCUGGAGUAUCUGACCGCUGAAAUUCUGGAGUUGGCUGGCAAUGCGGCGCGAGAUAAUAAGAAAACCAGGAUCAUCCCCCGUCACCUGCAGCUCGCCAUCCGUAAUGAUGAGGAGCUCAACAAGCUGCUGGGAAAAGUGACGAUCGCUCAGGGGGGUGUCCUGCCCAACAUCCAGGCCGUGCUGCUGCCCAAGAAAACCGAGAGUCACAAGGCCAAGAGCAAGUAAAAGCUGAAAAAGAAUCUUUUCUCAAAAAAAAAACCCCAAAGGCUCUUUUCAGAGCCACCCACGAAAUCAAAAAAUGGCUGUGUUAUCCCUGACUUUAUUAGUAGUAAACGAUAUGUUAAUAAAAAGCUAUGUUUUUACUAUUAUUCUGAAAUAUUAACCAGCAGCAGUUAGGUUUGGUUGUAGG
Messenger RNA from Gopherus evgoodei (Goodes thornscrub tortoise), 659 nucleotides. RefSeq names its product histone H2A.J. Lineage: Eukaryota; Metazoa; Chordata; Testudines; Testudinidae. Bases 86 to 475 code for a protein of 129 amino acids. The record is from RefSeq and is a predicted model, not a curated record. The transcript has a single exon. Gene Ontology annotation, molecular function: DNA binding; protein heterodimerization activity; structural constituent of chromatin. Gene Ontology annotation, cellular component: nucleosome.